AUGAGAUUUAGAGAUCUCCGUGUCUUUAAUGAUGCGCUACUUGGGAGGAAAGCUUGGCGGCUUGUGCAUAAAGAGGAGUCCCUGCUAAUUAAGGUUAUGAAGGAAAAAUACUACCCAAAUUGCUCUUUUCUUGAUGCGGCUCUUGGGUAUAAAGGCAGCUAUUCUUGGCAAAGUGUAUGGAGUGAAAAAUCUUUGGUGAAAGAAGGGGUGAUUUGGAGGAUUGGGACGGGUUCCACUGUUAAUAUAUGGAACGAUGCUUGGCUAGUGGAUGAACAAGGCAGGUUUGUUACAUCGAGCGAGAGUAGUUCUUUUUCUCAUGUUAGUGAGCUUAUUAAUUUUGAUAGUAUGGAAUGGAAUACUGAAUUGAUCUCUAAACACUUCAAUGAGAGAGAUCAAAAAUGUAUUUUAUCGAUUCCUUUAAGUUUGAAGGCACCUAAGGAUACUCUCACAAAAGCUUUUUCGAACAAUGGGUUGUAUUCUACUAAGACAACUUACAUGCUUGGGAAGGGAUGUAAUUUUGAUGACUUUCAUCAAGUGUGGAUGUAUAUUUGGAGCUUGGAGGUUUCACCUAAGGAAUUAUGGGAAGACAGUGGCUGCUUGUCUUUGAUUGAUGCGAAUUUGAUGAAUGAUCCAUGUGAAUUCCUGGCUAGUUGGAAGAAAAGGAAUGUGAAGUUGCAGCAAUGUGCGAUCUUCCUUGCUUGGUGUAUUUGGGGGGAGAGAAAUCACAAGGUUUUCAAUGAUAAAACUACCCUAAACCAUGUUCUUUUGGCACGAGCUAAUAGAUUGAUUGAGGAAUAUGGCUUGUAUAGCAAGAAGGUACAUGUGGUCUUUGGGGAGAAGCGGCCUCGCAGCAGCAAGUCAUGGAAACCUCCUCCUGAGGGAGUUAUCAAGAUCAAUGCCGACGCUUCUCUUGCAGAAGAAGGCUAG
Molecule: messenger RNA, 927 nt
Organism: Chenopodium quinoa (quinoa)
Lineage: Eukaryota; Viridiplantae; Streptophyta; Magnoliopsida; Caryophyllales; Amaranthaceae
Exons: 2
Coding region: 1-927 (308 amino acids)
Source: RefSeq, a predicted model, not a curated record